Myotis lucifugus (little brown bat) is the source of this 1051-nucleotide messenger RNA. RefSeq names its product INSC, spindle orientation adaptor protein (gene INSC). Gene Ontology annotation, biological process: asymmetric cell division; establishment of mitotic spindle orientation; apical protein localization. NCBI's taxonomy places the organism in Eukaryota, Metazoa, Chordata, Mammalia, Chiroptera, Vespertilionidae. Gene Ontology annotation, molecular function: cytoskeletal adaptor activity. The record is from RefSeq and is a predicted model, not a curated record. The transcript is spliced from 7 exons. Gene Ontology annotation, cellular component: apical cortex. The annotation marks the transcript as partial.
GAAGGCCUCUGCUACCUUUGCUUUGAGUUUCAGGCCUUGCUGGGGCCAUGGCCCAGAAGGAUGGGCAAGGAGAGAGGAGUUGCUCUCAUGGGCCUUGGUAGGGAAACUUGGAGUUGCUGUGGUCAAGACUGGAGCCAUGAGGCGGCCUCCCGAGAAUGGAGAGGCGGCCAGCGAGGAGGGUAUAGGCAGCUGGGGCCUAUGUGGCCAACAGGAGACAAGGAGGCUGGGCUGUGCAGGUCCCGACCGCUGCGGGCAGGCUUUGCUGCAGAUCGGGUUCAACAUGAUGGCGCUGCCUGGAGGCCGCCAGGUGGACUCCAUCGCCCUCCCGGGUCAGCGGCUGCACCUGAUGCAGGUGGACUCGGUCCAGCGCUGGAUGGAGGACCUGAAGCUCAUGACCGAGUGCGAGUGCAUGUGUGUCCUGCAGGCGAAGCCCAUCAGCCUGGAGGAGGAUGCACAAGGUGACCUCAUCCUGGCGGGCGGCCCAGGCCCUGGAGACCCCCUGCAGCUGCUGCUCAAGCGGGGCUGGGUCAUCAGCACCGAGCUGCGCAGGAUCGGGCAGAAGCUGGCCCAGGACCGCUGGGCGCGCGUCCACAGCAUGAGCGUGCGUCUGACCUGCCACGCCCGCUCCAUGGUCAGCGAGUACAGUGCGGUCAGCAGGAGCUCUUCGCAGGAGAUGGGCCAGGUUGAGAAGCUGCUAAUGGAGAAAUGCUCAGAGCUCUCAGCAGUCACAGAGAGGUGCCUCCAGGUUGAGAAUGAGCAUGUCCUGAAGUCAAUGAAGGCCUGUGUGAGCGAGACCCUGAGCACGCUGGGCCAGCACUUUGGCCAGCUGCUGGAGCUGGCCCUGACCCGGGAGGUGCAGACCACCGACGGGAACUCCAGCACACGAGAGACAGGGCUGUCAGGGCUGAGCAGCCUUCUCAAGCAGGAGGGUGGGGUCGUAGCCCUCUUCAAGGUCUGCCGGCAGGACAGUUUCCGGUGUUUGUACCCCCAGGCGCUCCGCACGCUGGCCUCCAUCUGCUGCGUAGAGGAGGGUGUCCACCAGCUGGAGAAG